This is a messenger RNA of Guillardia theta CCMP2712, 1914 nucleotides long. RefSeq lists its product as hypothetical. Gene Ontology annotation, biological process: chloride transmembrane transport. The record is from RefSeq and is a predicted model, not a curated record. Bases 1 to 1914 code for a protein of 637 amino acids. NCBI's taxonomy places the organism in Eukaryota, Cryptophyceae, Pyrenomonadales, Geminigeraceae. Gene Ontology annotation, molecular function: chloride channel activity. The transcript has 15 exons.
AUGAAGUUGUUGGAGAUGGGCUACCAAGCAGAGGAAAAGCGACAGUUUCCCAUUCCUCGCUUCCCCCUUACAUUGGCAAGCUAUGUUCUUGUCUUUCAGACGGAUGAUGAAUGGAUAAGUGGUGAGGGUGUGUCCUACGCUAAGCUAACUAUGCAGCCUAUCUUGGAUAAGCUCCGAUCUGCUGACAUCAUCGUCCGAGAGUUCAUGAGCUCUGAUAACAAGUACAUGUUUGCUCUUGUGUCCAUCGCCGAAAAACGACAGAAGAUGAUAGCAGAAAUCAUGGGAGAGUAUGAGCUCAUCAGACUAAGACUUCAGAAGUUGGACGACGAGAUGAAUGAGAUCAAAGGGGCAGGCGCUUGGAUGCAUUUCCAGGGACAUCUUGCUCCGCAUUAUGAGAAGUCGACAGAGGGGACUGUGUUCUCUAGCUGCCAGCAACAACACAUAAUUCACUUCCUGCUCAAUGACGUUGAUGAGCGAGUGCUAGGACCACAACUGAUGCAGAAGGAGGCUUGCGAACCUGGCAACAGCAUAUUGGAACAGCUGCAGAUAGACGAGAAGAUAGUCGAUCAUUUCCCAUUGCAUCAAGAGAACAAGAGGGAGUGGCUGGAGAAGUUUUGGGUAAAUUCGUAUGCCAACAAGCAGCCGAUAGAAGACAUCCGCGAGUACUUCGGUGAAGAGAUCGCUCUUUACUUUGCUUGGUUUGGUUUCACGCUGAAAAUGAUGUGGAUUCCUGCCAUUCUUGGGGUAUUAGUAUUUGCUGCGCAAAUCAUAUCAAUACAAUCGGGCUCUGUCGACAAUCCGUUCACUCCAUUGUUCUCGCUAUUCGCCUGGGGCAUUUUCAUGACGAGUGAAUGGAAGAGACUUGAAAUAAUAUAUCAGAAUGAAUGGAGCCUUGCCGAGUAUGAAGACAAAGAGAGCGACCGAAGAGAGUUUGUACAAAAUUCAAAGACAUACAAAAGAUUGAACAACAUCACCUCGAAAGAGGAGUUCUAUCCCGAUCCAAUUUGGAGAAGCAUAUUUCUUACAGCGAGCGUGACCGCAGUAUCUGGUGUGAUCUUUCUGAUCACGUUAACGACUUUGGGGUUGGAAGUUUUGAAGUCUAGUCUUGGGAGCAUCGAAGGAGGAUCCGAGUGGAUUCCUCGGGUUAUCGGCACUCUACUGCAGGCGAUCCUGAUCCUAGCCUUCCGUUGGGCAUCAGAACAUCUUUGUGAGUACUUCACUGCCCUCGAGAACUGGAGAUUCGAUUCGCAGUAUCGAAAUGCGUAUGUUUCAAAACUAUUGUCGAUCACGUUCAUCAACGAGUUCUUUCCGAUAUUCUGCGUUGCGUUUUUGAACAAUCGCUAUCAACCUUUUGGUGCAUACAUGGGUUGUCCGGGGUCAAGCUGUGUCGAUUACUUGGAGAUUGUUGUCUCUAUAGUGUUCCUCACUCGGCUAGAGUUCAAGAAGCCCUCGUUCCCAGGGAUUGACCAUUUCUUCGACUCAAGGGUGGUUGACUUAGGCUACAUCUUGCUGUUCGGAUCAGCGUUUCCGCUCAUGAUUCUCAUCUUCGUUGCAACGAGCAUCUUUGAGCUCAGAGGAAGAGCACGACAACUCUUGUUCUCUCUGCGACGACCUCUGUACAGAUGCUCGCAGACAGUGGGGGCAUGGGGGAUCAUUCUGGACAUCAUAGUGAUCAUGAGCAUUGUUACGCAGAGCGCGUAUAUCUGCUUCACAUCUAAUGCUGUCUUGUACUACUUUCCCAACAUCACGAUUGUGGUGGAAUCUCAAGUCGACAUUCCGGGCGAUGUCGACAUCGCCUGCAAGCGGAAGCUGCACGAGAAGUCAGUCUUUCUUGACGGCCUGGGAGAGUAUGACGAGGAAAGGAACGUGGCCUUCUAUACCUCUGACGAGGGAUACGCAGAGUACGCGCAGUAG